Messenger RNA from Theileria parva strain Muguga, 1857 nucleotides. RefSeq names its product putative tRNA pseudouridine synthase Pus10 (gene pus10). The record is from RefSeq and is a predicted model, not a curated record. The coding region runs from base 1 to 1857 and encodes 618 amino acids. Gene Ontology annotation, biological process: tRNA pseudouridine synthesis. NCBI's taxonomy places the organism in Eukaryota, Apicomplexa, Aconoidasida, Piroplasmida, Theileriidae. The transcript is spliced from 3 exons. Gene Ontology annotation, molecular function: pseudouridine synthase activity; RNA binding.
AUGUCGAACGUUAAAAUUGAGGAUGUUUGUAACAUUUGUACGGAUUUACUGAUAGAAAAAGUUACCAACUUAAAAUCAAUUAAAAUUAAACGUAAAUUACCCGUCCGUAGUAAAAAAUCAGAUAACACUGAAUUGGAUUCUGAUAAAAAUAAUGUGAACCCAGACCCUAAUUCUGAAAUAAUAAAAAUAUUAAGUGAGCAUAGAAGUGCUGAGAAAAUCAGCUCAAAAUGUAAAUUAUGUGAGAUUUGUGAUCUCAGUGGUCAGAUUUUAAUUUUCAAAGACCUGGAGUUUAUUGAUUUUUUGGACUCAAAUGACCUUUUCGACGGAGACUUAACUGAUUUCAAUAUUCAUUACUUUUUCAAGCAUUUUAAAGUAGUUGAAACUUCACCCAGUGUCUCUCCCUUUUUAAACAAAUACAAUGUGUUAAACGGGUUAAAUCCGCUGGAUUUCAGGAAUAAAAUACUCAAGGGUUUAAACUAUUACGUGAUUUGUUUAUACUUGUUAAGUGAUAAAAACCAUACAAAGUUUCAGAAUGAAAUUGUGUUAAAGGCUGGAGGUGAUUUACAUCUUGAUUUUCCAGACUAUUUUCUUCAUUUUAACAGGCUAAGCUUGGUGGAAACCAGGUUAAAGCGCUUAGUUUUGGACAUAUUUCUAAGGGAGUUAAGUACUGUUGACCAGUCAAGUGUUUUGUUUAGGAAUUUUAAAAAAUUACAGGAAAACCAUCUCCUGUUUGCGCAGUUAAUUCAGAUUAAACCCUAUGUUCGGUUAACUAACGGUGAAUAUUACCUAACAAUUUCCAGGAAUAAAAUCUCAUUUAUCGGUUACUACAACAAGUUUCAACGUAACAUUUCUCAAACUGACUGGUACUUAGAUCGGUCCGACAUAAUGAGUGUUGAGAAAUGUAUUGGAUUACCGUUGAAGAAGAUAUUAAAUGCUCAGGAGUAUAAGCUGAUUGGUGCUGGAAGGGAGGAUGUAAAUGUGCGUAAUCUCGGAAAUGGUAGAAAAGCGGCUUUAGAACUUAAAAACUUAACUCUGGAUCCUUUUCUAUUACUCUACGCCAUUGACUUUUCAGAGGCUGAUUUUCCAAACAGGAAAGAUUCUAAUCCAACCGACCCAGUGACACUCUAUCACCACAAUAUGGAAAUUGACAAGGAUAAAAUAACACUCGCAGAUAAGAAACUAAUCAAGGAUUAUUUCACACGUUCACAUAAAGGGAAUCCGGACACAGCCAAGGAUAAUUCUGACACUCUUGAGGAUAAUGUUGAGGAUAAUUCUGACACAGUUGAGGAUAAUUCUGACACAGUUGAGGAUAAUUCUGACACAGUUGAGGAUAAUUCUGACACAGUUGAGGAUAAUUCUGACACAGUUGAGGAUAAUGUUGAGGAUAAUGUUGAGGAAGAUGUUAAGAAAGUUGUUAAGAAAGUUAAGGACAAUGCAGUGGUAACAUUUAAGAAUGUGAGGAUGUCGAUAAACUGUAGAAUAGAACGGCGGUUGUUGCAUUCUGAGAUUGAAACCCACUGCAAGAGUUACAGUUGUUUAAUUUUCUCCGAGGGUUCACUAACGUUUGAUAUGGUCAAAACUUUGAUCACUGGGCUCCAAUUUCCUUUACUAAUUAAGCAGAAGAAUCCACUCAGGAUCUCUCAUAGAAGAUCCCAAGACACAAGAGAGAGGCUGGUUUUGGACCUAAAACUAAACUUAAUUCACCCGAAACUGUUGUUAAUGUACAUUAAAACGACUGCAGGGCUUUAUAUUAAGGAAUUUGUAAACGGAGACUUGGGAAGGACAUUACCAAACCUCUCAAAAAUGCUAAACACUAAAUUAUACCCAGUUAGCCUAGACGUUCUGGACAUAACUUGA